UCCAGUCGGGCGAUUUGACCACCCCAGGGGCUCACAGUAUAGUUUGAAUCGGGAAUCGGUGCUGUUCAGUUCGCAAAUGCGCGCCAAAGCACUUGACAAUUAUGUAAAGCUUCUCUCGCCCGAAAACAAGUUUGCAAACAACAAAAAAUGAAUAAACUCGUGGUACCGUAAAACUAUCAAAAAACUGAAGAACAAGUGGAAAACACUCGAAGAAAACAACAAACUAAAAGACUCCGAAAGUGCUAACAAUUAAAAACAAUUUCACAGUUUGCUAACGAACAAGAACAGAGAAAACACAAAAUAUAAUAAGACCAAAAACGCAUCUUGAAUGUCGCGCAAAAUGUUGCAAGUGCCGGUGGCAACACUCGUGUUGCUGUCGCUGCUGCAGAUUGCCGAUGUUGCUGCUGUCGCAGAUGCAGCAGCAGCAACUGCAGCAACAACAUCCACAACGACAACCGGAAUCGAUGCCAGCCUGAAGAAUGCCAAGCUGAUUGAGGGCAAAGUGCUGCCCGAUUUGGCCAUCCUGCAACGCGUUAACCAGGAAGACGAAAAGUGGCAGCAAGUCUACCGGUUCAUCGACGAUGGCUUUCCCGUCCUCGAGUUGUACGGCUACAAGCCAAAAUCGGACCUGCCGUACACACUGAUUGUGCCCAAAAUCGAUGUGCGGAGCAUUGAGAAACCGCGACUGAAGGAGUUCAUGUUGGAGCAUGUGGUGCCUGGGAAAAUCUUCGACAGCUACAGUGCCGCGGCCAACGGCAAUGGGAACAGCAACGAGGAGGAGGAGUCCUUCGGCAAUGGGAACGGACACAAAAUCGUUUUCCGUAAAUUGGAAAAAUCCCACAACAAUGUUUGGCUACUCAAUGGCCAACAAAUACUCCACAAGCUGCGUAUCAAUGAGAACCUGAUGGCCAUUGCAAUUGAUGGUUAUUUGGGCGAUAGGAAGUCCCCCUACUCCAAGCGCAAUAUCCAGGAAACGAACAACCGUUACAACGACCCCCAACCACUGGAACAGCCGAACAUUACGAAUGCACAUGCAAAGGUGGAGCCCAUUAUCAAGGAAUCGAAGGCCAGUCCGUUGAUGUCCUUUUUGGCCAACAUGAAGACGGGCACCAAGGUGUUCCAGCACUUUCUCUCCAAGAGCAAUCUGACCCGCAUUAUGGACGACAACGCGUACACGGUGCUGAUCCCAUCCGACAACGCCUUCCAGCGCUGGCAUCCCAUCGACUGGGGAUUCUAUCCGUUUUCCGUGCCAGAAUUCACCGAGUCGGUGCUUAGGAACCACUUCCUGCCCAUGCAGCGACCCCUGCGGCUGGCCGAUGUCCGGAAUAUGGACGAGGUCGUUGUGCCCACCAUGGGUGGCGAGGAUGUCGUCUUCCACGGCCAACCCACCCCCACGGUGAAUAAUGUGAGCAUUAUGGCCGACUACAACCUCUCCAAUGGCAAUCAGGUCUUCAUUAUCUCCGAGGUGCUCUUCGUCACCGAAGCUGUGGUCUCCAAAUUGCAUCAGAUGCACAAGGACAAGGAGACACCUCCAUUGUUGGCCUUCCCCUGGUUUGGAGCACAGUUCCUGUCCCAUUCGUUUUUGGCUUUGGAGAGAGAUCCCCGAUUUACUCAGAUUACCAGAUACCUAAACAGUGCUGAGAUUGCUCCGCACAUUUCCGGAGCCAAUUACACGUUCUUUGUGCCAGAGGAUCGGGCCUUUGAGAAGUUAGGAUUCGACAAACUAUCUGAUGAGGUUAUGGCCUCACAACGCGGUGUGAAAAUGUUGCUGAAUCACUUCGUAAAAGGACGUCUCUACAAUCGUGAUUUGCGGGAUAAUGAGGUCUUCGAGACGAUCGGCGGUGGCCAUAUAAAGAUCACCCGCAAUCCGGGCAGCAACUACACCAGCGUGAACAAUGCCCAGAUUACGGAGAGCGAGGUGUUCGUAUACAACCUGGGCACCAUGUACUACCUGGACGACAUCCUGUACUCGCACAUGCUGCGCGACUUUGUGACCAAGUCGACCAAGACGAGAUCCAAUCGGCACGGCAGCGAUUCCGGCGGAGGAUCACGGAGCACCUCGCGACCCAGCGACGUGGAGAUCGUGCCCAACGAGUUCGAGGGGGAGCACAACGGCGGCGACUAUGCCAUCCACGGGGAUGACGAGGACUUCGAGGAUGAGAUUAUCACGCCCAAGGCGCUGCCCGUCCAGAUCUACGAGUUGCCCAAGUAGAGAGCGGGAUUCAGAAUGGGUGGAAAAUAUAUCGCGGAUGUAAAUGCGAAAAUAACAUAGGCGGCACUUCUUUGCAAUGGUUUUAGAAAUAUCCAUCAUCCGGUUUUUACUUUCAUGGAGUUCGAUUCAAUUUCUUUUGCGGAUUAAUCAGUCUUGCGGGUUGCAAUAGUAAAUCCCUUCUAACAAAUACUAGGUUUUUUGUCGCUUAUUUUAUUUUGGCAAUUAAGUAACGAUAUUUGUGUGAUUUUUUUUGCAAUCGAUCAUGAGAAUGGGAGGCGAGGCGCUUAAAGCGUUUUUGUAUAGUUCUGGGCUAAUUUUUUUAAAGCAUUUCUCUAGUUUAGUUCUUAGUUCUUCGUGUAUAUUUUAAGUUUAGCAUUGAACGAGGCGGUGAAACGAAGUAUACUACAAAAUCAACAUCAAGAGCAGCAGCAGCGACAUCGACAGCGACAACAAAUAAUAUAUAAAACCUAAUCCUAAAGAACUUAUCAGCGAUUUAGACAAAGCUUGUAGACAUAGCGAGAAAUUGCAGCCAAACAAAUUACUACAAAUAUUCAAGAGUAAAGCAUUCCCGUAAUAUUCGAAUUAGAAGCGAAAUUUCAAGAAAAAAUAUAAACAUAUACGUAUACUAUGCAAAUUCAAUUAGCGCUCAUCAGUGUUUAUGCUUUUUUGAGUCUAUCCAUGUGAGGGAGCAUAGCGAAAACAUAUCGGCUAAAUCAGAGAAUCGACGAAUCGGAAAAUCGGAGGAUCAGAGGAUCGAACCUCGGCGUUCGAAAUUCACUUCGAGAGAAUUCCCUGGAGGGCAUUGGCAGCGGACGGGAGCGAGGCAAGAUAUAUCUAUAAAUACGAGUAUAUUACGAACAAAUAUUGUAUUUUUUAAUUUAACGGUAUUGAUAUUUAAUGUAUCUGUGUAUAUGAACAAAACAAAAAGCAAUGAGAACGAAGCAUCCAAUUUUAUAAUAGUUUGUUAAAAUAAAAACAAAAAUCUUCCAGAAAAACAACAA
Drosophila rhopaloa is the source of this 3213-nucleotide messenger RNA. RefSeq lists its product as uncharacterized. Lineage: Eukaryota; Metazoa; Arthropoda; Insecta; Diptera; Drosophilidae. The record is from RefSeq and is a predicted model, not a curated record. The coding region runs from base 329 to 2212 and encodes 627 amino acids. Gene Ontology annotation, biological process: cell adhesion; extracellular matrix organization. The transcript has 8 exons. Gene Ontology annotation, molecular function: cell adhesion molecule binding. Gene Ontology annotation, cellular component: extracellular matrix.